Messenger RNA from Vollenhovia emeryi, 3362 nucleotides. It is a transcript of the gene GCS2alpha, whose product is annotated as neutral alpha-glucosidase AB. Lineage: Eukaryota; Metazoa; Arthropoda; Insecta; Hymenoptera; Formicidae. Gene Ontology annotation, biological process: carbohydrate metabolic process; N-glycan processing. Bases 333 to 3095 code for a protein of 920 amino acids. The record is from RefSeq and is a predicted model, not a curated record. The transcript has 7 exons. Gene Ontology annotation, molecular function: carbohydrate binding; alpha-glucosidase activity.
UCUCGGCUCGGCGCGCCGACAAUUCCACUGUUUUCCGGAGCGCGAAAUCCGCGGCGCGGAUCUCGCGGGUCGUUGAUACGCCGCUGACGUGUCCCCACCGCGCAGUGUUGUGUGUUUCCGAUAUAAAUACUUUUUUUUUCUUCAAUUAACUCCUCCCGCCGCCGGUCGUCAAUCUAAUCUAAUCUGUCGCCGGACGGCUGCGACACUGACCGCCAUACGCCACGGCCAAGUUGUACAGUUUUAUAAGCGAACGUGUCGCCGCGCAGAUCGCCGCCUUUUUCCGGCAGGAUUUCCUCCCGGGGUCGUUACCCAGCUGGGCGUGAGAGAGCACGAUGUUGGCUCUAUUUUUAGUACUACUGUGUUCUCCAUUCAUUACCGACGCAGUCAACAGGGACAACUUCAAAAGAUGCGACCAGAGCAGUUUCUGCCGACGGUGCAGAGGGAUGGAGCCUGGAAAAACGCCAUAUCAACUUCUGCCAGAUAAACUUGUACAGAAUGAAUCAAUGAUCAUCAUAGACUUAUUGAAUAAGGAUACAGGUGUCACCUACGUGGUGCAGCUUAUCACGUUAAAGGAGAACACAUUUCGGUUGCACGUCAACGAAAAGAAUCCGCUGCAUCCCAGAUAUCAGAAUGAAUACGCCCUUCACGAUCAGCCGCAAACGGUGGAGAUGGAUUUUGUGGAGAGCACUGCUGAGGCUAUAACUGUAACCAAGGGCGAGAACAAAGCCGUUUUAUACGUUAAUCCAUUUAGAGUAGAGCUGUAUUCCCAGGGUGUUUUAACGAUAUCGGCGAAUGCUCGCGGUCUUAUGAGAUUUGAGCACUUGCGUACAAGACCGGUAAAACCUGAAGGUGAAAAUGCUGAAAACGCUGAAACUGCAGAGACAAAUAACGCGACGUAUCCCGGCGACGGCGCUGACAAUGAUCCUGGCGCUUGGGACGAAAAUUUUAAGGAGCAUCAUGAUUCGAAACCGUACGGGCCCGAAGCUGUCGCCAUGGACUUCAGUUUUCCCGGAUCGGAGCAUGCCUAUGGCAUUCCGGAACACGCUGAUGCGCUAGCGUUGCAAUCUACUAAAUCGACCGAUCCGUAUAGGUUGUACAAUCUAGACGUGUUUGAAUAUGAAACAAACGAGCGUAUGGCUUUGUACGGUGCCAUCCCGGUUCUUUACGCUCACGGAAAGGAAAGAUCGUCGGCUGUCUUCUGGCACAAUACAGCUGAAACGUGGAUUGACAUUCUAUCGAGUGCAGACAACAAUGUUGUAGAAAGCAUUGUUAAUUUCGUGUCCGGAUCAACUAAGAAAUCUCAGGUGGAUGCUCAUUUCAUGUCAGAAUCCGGAGUGAUUGACAUAUUCUUCAUGCUGGGCCCAAAACCACUUGAUGUUUUCAGACAAUUCACCGUUUUAACCAGCACUGCUCCUUUGCCGCAAAUGUUCGCACUCGGAUAUCAUCAGUCUCGUUGGAAUUACAAUGAUCAGGACGACGUCGCAACGAUCGCCGAAGGUUUUGAUACACACGAUAUACCACUAGAAGUUAUGUGGCUCGAUAUUGAAUAUACAGACAGCAAGAAAUAUUUUACAUGGGAUUCACGUAAAUUCCCAAAUCCUCUUGAAAUGAUACACAAUCUUACUGCGAAAGGCAGAAAAUUGGUGGUCAUCAUAGAUCCUCAUAUUAAACGUGACAACAGCUAUUUCUUACAUAACGAUGCCACCAGCUUGGGGUAUUACAUCAAAAACAGGGAUGGCAAAGAUUACGAGGGCUGGUGCUGGCCGGGGGCCUCGUCGUACUUGGACUUUUUCGAUCCAAAAGUCAUAGAAUAUUAUACUGGAUUAUACAGCUUGGAUAAAUUCCAUGGUACCACUAAUGACGUUUACAUUUGGAAUGAUAUGAACGAGCCGAGUGUGUUUAACGGACCCGAGGUAACGGCACCAAAGGAUCUUAUUCACUACGGAGGCUGGGAACACAGAGAUGUUCACAAUCUUAACGGACAUAUGUACAUUCGUUCGACAUACGAAGCUCUAUUCCGUCGGUCAGGCGGUUCCUUGAGACCUUUUGUCUUAACGAGAUCCUUCUUCGCUGGCUCACAACGUUACGCGGCAAUGUGGACCGGCGACAACAUGGCUGACUGGAGUCACCUUCGUAUAAGCUAUCCCAUGUGUCUUUCGGUAGCUAUAUCCGGAAUAUCGUUUUGCGGUGCCGAUGUCGCAGGUUUCUUCAAGAAUCCAGACUCGGAACUAUUCAUUAGAUGGUAUCAAGCUGCAACGUGGCUACCUUUCUUCCGUCAACAUUCUCACAUCGAGACGAAGAGGCGUGAGCCGUGGACAUUCAAUGAGGAAACUACUCAAAUAGUUCGCGAGACACUCAGAUUGCGAUACUCCUACUUGCCAUUGUGGUACACGCUUUUCAGAGAACACGAAGUAAACGGUUAUCCCGUCAUACGGCCUUUAUGGGCACAUUAUCCAACCGAGUCGGAAGCAUUUACUAUCGACGACGAGCUGUUACUUGGCGACUCGAUACUCGUACGGCCAGUAUUCCAGUCCAGUGCUACCGAAGUAGCAGUUUAUUUCCCAGGAGAGGGCAAAGUAACUUGGUACGAUAUCGAUACGAUGCAAGCCUAUCAAAAGGGAGGAUAUGUUAAGAUACCGGUAACGCUCCACAAAAUCCCUGUAUUCCAAAGAAGUGGCUCUAUCGUCCCACGAAAAAUGAGAAUACGACGUAGUACAGUUGCUAUGAGGAAUGAUCCUUACACGCUGAUAUUAAUUGCCGAUAGUAAUGGCAGAGCUACUGGCAGUCUAUAUAUUGACGAUGAAGUCAGUUUCGAAUAUCGUCAUGGAAAAUACCUGUAUUUAAGAAUAACAUUGAACAGUAACAAGAUAGUUUCGACUUUGAUAGAUAAACUGGCUUCGUAUGAAACACGAAGCUGGUUAGAAAGAAUAGACAUAGCCAAUCCACCACAAGGAAUUAAAUCUGCUCAAGUGGAAUCUCACAGUAUGGGAAAAGUAACGUUGGAAACUACAUAUAAUCCACAUAACAACGUAUUAACGAUACGUAAACCAGCUGUAAAUAUGGGCGAAGAAUGGACCAUUGAAUUAUUACGUUAGGAUUUAUUUUACUGCAUAAUCAACUCAGUAUCCAUACUCCAAUGCCAAUUUUCUAUUACUAUUCAGUUAUCUGUGAUGGUUGUUUUUUAGAACAAAUAUAUGAAUACAGUUUACAUUUACUUGCUGUGAAAGGAAAAUAACUAUCGAGUGAUUUUUCAAAUUAAUCAAACUGCAUAAUAUUUUGAGAGGCUACAGAUACAAUCUUUUGUAAUUUACAGUACUUUAUGAUUUAAUAAAAAAUAAUAUUGUGAUGUAUCACAACAAAAA